GGAAAUGGGGAACAUAAUCCUUUCAUUCAUGCUAAAUUGAAAUAUCCUGACAAAGGUGAACAAGAUCCGAUGUUAGAUCAGAUAGAAGCAAUACAGAGCCCUGGAACAAUGAAAAGAGACACAACAACAAAUGGCACAGACCGCUCUUCCCCGCAUGGACCUGAGACAUGGCAAUAUAGCGAAUUCGAUCCACCCUAUCUACAAACCAUUGAGACUGAUGGUCACCCGUCUGAAAAACCGGAAUCCAGAUGUCACUCACUAAUUUAUGGAAACAGGGAAAUGAGAGAAUCUCCUUCACCGAUGAAUGCUGGAGAUGAUCUAUCAAUCAAAGAACCAUUAGAGAUUGAGAGCUUUCCUAAACACCCACCCGCUGUCGUUCACCAAAAAUUGGAUGAUGGAAACCCUCUCUCCGACCAUGGAACCUCCUCAAACACAGUUUGGGAAAUCAGGAACAAACUUCGGACAGCGGUUUACCGGUGUCCUUCAAUCCUGGCCCUCGUACAAACUUUCCUGCAGGUGAGUAUUGCUUUGGCCAUCAUUCUUGCAGGAAGUCCAGUUCUAGUUGCAGGGAGCGGUAUCACCGAACGAGUCACAUUACAAGCAGGUAAACCGGGUGUGGUCCCAUUCCAUCUCCCAUUGUCACCUAUAGGUACACCCCAGACUGUUCCAUAUUACACACUUCGAUUCGAAUCUCAGCCUCGCCCAUUCUGCAUUAACGGAGAAGCUGAUAUCAAGGGCUUUAAAAACUCAUCCCAGUUGCGAAGGUUUACCACCUCAGUCACAGGUUUAGACACCUCUCCUUGUGUGAAUCUAAUGAUAGAUAACGUUGAUAGUCUAGAUGAGGAUGGGUACUUAUUAACGGCAGUCUGGCAUAGUUUUGAGAACGUUAGGUAUGAAACUAUGAAGAAGGAGAUUGAUGUACAAUUCCCACCGGGACCUGCAAAGUGCUUCAUCACCUUAAGUAAAAAUGUUGAUUAUCCAUAUGAAAUACACUGUCGAGCCACCACUGGAAGCGCUACAACCACUCUAUCAUGUUACCAGAAUGAUCGGAAGAUUGACAUCAGGGGUGAUAUUACAGAUAAUGGGCUAAUUACCAGUGGUAUAUUCUGGCUGCUCGAUUACACUCAUUUUUCUUGUUGCUCACAUGAUGUAACCUUGCAUGUGAAUGUUUCAACAUGCAAUGACUUCGAGUGGCCACCUAUCAAAGAAACUACGAGACAGGCUGUUAAUACUGUACCUACAUCGGUUACCACUCCCACACCCCAAAUAGAAUCCCAUACAGAAUCAGGGGCUUGUAGGCAAUUCAUGCUUCCUUCUCUGUGGCACUUCACAUACCUGUUCAUAAACCUCCUCGACUUUGUUACAAUGUACUAGACACAAAAUCUUAAUACGUAAUAUCACUUUCUUGUUUAAAGGAUAGUGUUAUACAUAAAAAUAAAUGCAAAAAUAUAUCAUCGUUCAAAUUCGAAUUUCUUUAAUGUAUAUAAUGUUCAAUGUUUUUAUUAUUUCAUAAUUGAUUCUAAAAUUAUUGCAUAACUGUUUUUAUUUGAAAGAAAAUAUCAAUAUGGCCUACUUUUGAUUUCGUCGUUAUUCGAAUGUAUUCUUAGUUUAACAGUCUAUAGUCUGCUAUAGUUGAAUAAUUGAGGGAAAAUCUUUGAUAAUCGAUGUCAUUCUAUUUUAUCACCAUGUCGAUUUGGCAUAGACUAUAUAAGUAGUUUGCUAUCACCCAGCCAUUUCUGACCCCAAUUUUAGAAUGAAAUUGAACCAAGAGGUUCUCAUCACCAAUCAUGUAAAUGUUAAUUUGGAGUAUGAUUUCAUGUUUUAGAUUUUAUUUUGCAUUUUCCAAUUUCAUGUUGAGCCGGGUGUUACAUUCUGAGGUUGAAUAACUUGAUAUAGAAUAGUGAAUGCGUUAAUGCAGUGUUAACGCCUUUCUAGCUUCAAAUCGGCGAUGUAUAGUUAUUUAUCGCUGUGUCAGUAGAGGUAAAUAUGAGGUUGGUUUCUAACUGUUAUAUUGAUUCAUGAAUUAGCAAUAAUUUUUCUGCCAGAACUAAUCCAGGAAUAAAGACCCUCAUGCAAUCUACAACUUAACCUCGUAUCUACUUAGGUAUCAACUCUUUGAUAAUUAGUCAUCGCUCUGUUUGCAAAGAUUCUGCUGAACUUUGGAACAAACUGCAUUUACAUGUCAAAAAUUGCCAGACUGUCAA
Molecule: messenger RNA, 2204 nt
Organism: Strongylocentrotus purpuratus (purple sea urchin)
Lineage: Eukaryota; Metazoa; Echinodermata; Echinoidea; Camarodonta; Strongylocentrotidae
Exons: 4
Coding region: 70-1374 (434 amino acids)
Source: RefSeq, a predicted model, not a curated record